AUGAAGUUCCAAGCAGCCGCCACCAUCCUAGCCACGGCCCUCACUCUCGCCCCCACCGCAGUUUCUGCCUGCAGGUACGAUGACACAGACUGCUACUGGGAGGGCGACGCGCCCUCCUGCCCCAAGCACGCGCCCCCGCCGGGCACAACCAGAGGCCAUAGGCCAGAGCAGUACCUCGCGUGGACGACCGAAAAGCACGACAUCGGGGAUCUCAGAAAUGAGCUCGGCCAGGAUUGCUAUAAUGCUUAUGGCAACUGGUGCUGGAGUGGAUGGAAGUUGCUCUGGUGUAACAAGAAAGAUAAAGUUGAUUUGCACUUUGGCGGUGGAGGCCUCCUUUGGAUGGUUGGGUUGGGAUAUCUCUGGAGUGGUUGGAUGAUGUUGGCUAUUAGGGAGGAGAAGAAGAAGAAGAAGAAGAAGAAGAAGAAGAAGAAGAAGAAGAAGAAGAAGAAGAAGAAGAAGAAGAAGAAGAAGAAGAAGAAGAAGAAGAAGAAGAAGAAGAAGAAGAUAAUAACAGUUAGUAGUAAUAGUGAUAUGAUAGUGGUGAGAGUAUGUCAGAGAUAG
Molecule: messenger RNA, 561 nt
Organism: Aspergillus campestris IBT 28561
Lineage: Eukaryota; Fungi; Ascomycota; Eurotiomycetes; Eurotiales; Aspergillaceae
Exons: 3
Coding region: 1-561 (186 amino acids)
Source: RefSeq, a predicted model, not a curated record